Molecule: messenger RNA, 1566 nt
Organism: Suillus paluster
Lineage: Eukaryota; Fungi; Basidiomycota; Agaricomycetes; Boletales; Suillaceae
Exons: 5
Coding region: 1-1566 (521 amino acids)
Source: RefSeq, a predicted model, not a curated record
AUGCCACUUGGCAAACAUUUCUGUUCAGGGGGCCUCGGGAUGAAGCUGGCAUCCUUGAUGUCAGCUCCAGAGGCUCACAACAUAACAACAAUGGAUAAACUUACCAGCUCGGAACUUAUUCGCUUGAUCUUGCAGGAAUCUCCACCUGCCAACAGUGAAGAGCUAGGCCAUGUAUUAUUGUUGACCUUCAAGUCCUGUACAACUGAGGUUCCAAAGGCAAAGGAUCUUAAAGUUCCGUUGAAGAAAAUCCACCCUGACACCAGGAUUGAAGCAUUUCAGCAGGUUCAGAAUGAAGCAACCCUUGUACCACUCUAUAACACGCAGGCACACUGUUGGAACUGGCCACUCCCAGACUCACAUUUAGACAAACUCACUAGGCGAAAAAGUAAGCAGGCAGGAGAGAAGAGUAGCAUGAACCAGGAAGAGAGGGAAGGAGAAAAUAGUGGAACCAUGAAUGAGAAGUCGGGAGAUUGGGUUUUUGUCAAUGACACUGGCGCACCCACUGCCUCUGAGUCUCAGGCUGAGAGUGUUGGCCAGCCUGAGGAUGACAAAAUGUCAAUAAAUUCCAGAUCUUCCAGUGUCCAACAUGGAACCAACAGUGGUGACAGAACCCCAGUACUCCGUGAAGUCGUCCACAAUAACACAAAACCAUGGAUGACCAAACAGAUUUUUGCAUCCUUCUAUAACAUCCUUUCCUUCACCCUCCUCCUGCAGCAGCCUGCACUCGCUCAGAAGCAUAACUUAUCUCAUGUCUGGAGUGCAUCAAACUCCUCAUGCCCAACUACUAAGGCAAUCCAAGAUGCGCAGAUUGUGGAUAGUGAGACCGCCCAGAUUGAAGAGACUGUGAGCAAGCCUGCCAUAGAGGACACAGUGCCCAGCCCUGCAGCCAACAUCCCUCUAAGCAUGGUCCUCCCCAUAGAAGAAGUCCCUAAAGAUCCUCUCUAUCUGAUAUUCUCCACCCAAGGCCUCAUUGGUCAUGGCACGACAUGCUAUCUGGUCAGGAAGGACGAGGAAGAGUAUAUUAUUAAGGAUCACUGGGUUCUCGGGGGUAAAUCGGAGGUCCUGAAUGAAAUUUGUAUGAUGGAGAAGAUGGAUGGGAUCUGUGGUGUUCCUUGCCUUGUUGAAUAUUGGCUUGUGGAGAUGGAGCCCAGUGAGGUUGAUGAAACAGUGAAGUAUCAUCAAAAGGUCCUGCACAGCAUACAAGGCACCUCCUGUACACAUGUUUGCCUGGUCUUGAAGCCCUGCGUGCAACCCUUGUAUCAAUUCCGUUCACAUACAGAGUUCUUAACCGUGAUAUGGGACAUCUUGAAGAUUCAGAAGCUUGCAGUGGAGCAGAACCGGGUUCUUCAUCAUGAUUGUAGUUUGAAUAAUGCAAUGAUUGGGGAUGAUGGUAAUGGCUCCCAUGGGAUGUCGAUAGACUGGGAGUUUGCUGAGAGAUUGCACGAGACGAUCAAUAUGGUGUCGGGGGCACAGGCACAAUACCUUUCAUGUCGUGAUCGCUUCUCUUCCAGCUUUACCUCAACACACUGGGUCCAUUGGAUGAGCGCAUGGGUACACGAGCCUUAG